CUUUUUUGCAGCCACUUUCCGACUGACUGAGGAUUCAGUGUCGACACCGAUGUGAAGCUCCACCAGACAAGGAUAAAGAUUGGAGUCAUCAUUUGUACACUGGAUAGCUUUUGUUGGAAGAGGAAAGUCUUUCAGCAUUGUCUGGAGAGCAUCAGGCAUCUAUUUUUAUCAUGAACGUUGUGCCCGCCGUCUCCAGUUGAAGCAGGAUCAUCACCACAUAUUCACACAGUAACAAAGUUAGCAAGAACAUAUACAGAUACUUGAAGUCAUACUUCAGUUUUGCUGUUGGCUCCAUUCUUCUAUUUAGCAGAAGAUGUACGGUAGUGCCCGCUCUGUUGGCAGAGGAGAUGCCAACCAUAGUGGCGGUAGAGAUGGAGGUGGUUCCGGCAAUCAGGGAUCUGGCCGUUCCCCUCGCCUCCCCCGCUCUCCUCGAAUGGGACACCGUCGCACCAACAGCACCGGAGGCAGUGGAGGGGGGCCUGGAGGAGCAGGUGGCAAAACACUUUCCAUGGAGAACAUCCAGUCCCUCAACGCGGCCUAUGCCACCUCAGGACCAAUGUACCUGAGCGACAACGAGGUUGCCAUGGCAGACCACAUUCCCAAAAGUGAUCGGACAAUGACGACCAUGGGGAGACAGAGGGUGACAUACGGGUCAAGGAGCACCAGCAGUAGUGUCGUGGCCGCUAGCACCCCCAACAUCUCCACCUCAGUGUCUGGCAAUGCGGUGCUGCCAGCAGGCAUGAUGGCAGGUGAUGCUCUAGCUUUUGGGGACCACCACAUGGCUUCCACUGUACCCCAUUCUCUGAGGCAGGCCAGAGAUAACACCAUACUGGACCUGCAAGCCCAACUGAAAGAGAUUCUGCGUGAGAACGAGAUGCUCCGGCGAGAGGUGGAAGUUAAGGAGAGCAAGCUCAGCUCCUCCAUGAAUUCUAUCAAGACCUUCUGGAGCCCAGAAUUAAAAAAGGAGCGAGCUCUCAGGAAAGAUGAGGUUUCCAAGAUCACCGUCUGGAAGGAGCAAUACCGUGUGAUUCAAGAUGAAGCACAGCAUCUCCAGAUGACUGUUCAGGCUCUCCAGGAUGAGCUGAGGAUCCAGAGGGACCUCAACCAGCUGCUUCAGCAAGACCCCUCCAUCCAAGGCAGGGACCUGGCCCUCACGUCUGAACCCACGGAGGAGAACUACCGGCGACUACACGCGGAACACGAGAGGCAGGCCAAAGAGCUCUUCCUCCUUAGAAAGACCCUCGAGGAGAUGGAGCUAAGGAUCGAUACACAGAAGCAAACCCUGGGAGCCAGAGACGAGUCCAUCAAGAAACUUCUGGAGAUGCUGCAGAGCAAAGGGCAAUCUGCCAAGGCAUCAGAGGAGGACCAGGAGCGGACCAGGAGGCUGGCUGAUGCAGAGAUGCACAGGCAUCACCUUGAGAGUUUACUGGACCAGAGAGACCGAGAGAUUAAUGCACUAAGAGAGGAGCUGCACCGUCGAUACGAGGGAACCCCUGAGUCCACAAAAACUAAGGCUCUACAGACUGUUAUCGACAUGAAGGAUGCAAAAAUUAAUUCAAUGGAGCGGGGCCUGAGAGACAUGGAGGAGGAGCUGCUAAUGCUGAAAUCCAAUGGACUUCUGAGCUGUGAGGAGCGCCAGGAGGAGAUGAAGCAGAUGGAGGUCUACCGCAGCCACAUGAAAUUCAUGAAGAACAAGAUGGAGCAGGUGAAGCAGGACCUCUCCAGGAAGGAAACCGAGAUGCUUGGUUUGCAGACCAAACUGGAGACGCUUACCAACCAGUUCUCAGACAGCAAGCAACACAUUGAAGUCCUCAAGGAAUCCCUCACUGCCAAGGAGCAGCGAGCUGCCAUCUUACAGACGGAGGUGGAUGCCUUGCGCCUGCGCUUGGAAGAGAAGGAGGCGACUCUGAAUAAGAAGAGCAAGCAGAUACAGGAAAUGUCAGAAGAGAAGGGCACACUCAACGGGGAGAUCCACGACCUCAAGGACAUGCUGGAUGUCAAGGAGCGCAAAGUUAAUGUGCUACAGAAGAAGAUUGAGAACCUGCAGGAGCAGCUGAGGGACAAAGAGAAGCAGAUGAGCAGUCUGAAGGAGAGAGUUAAGUCUUUACAGGCAGACACCUCCAACACUGACACUGCUCUCACCACACUGGAGGAGUCUCUUGCAGAAAAGGAGCGCAUCAUUGAGCGUCUAAAAGACCAGCGAGACAGAGACGACCGGGAGAAGACGGAGGAGAUCGACAGUAACAAGAAGGAGCUGAAAGAGUUGAAGGAGAGACUGAGCCUACUGCAGGGAGACCUGUCAGACAGAGAGACGUCUUUGUUGGACCUGAAGGAGCAUGCGUCAUCUCUGGCCUCCUCUGGUCUGAAGAAGGACUCCAAACUCAAGAGUAUGGAGAUCGCCUUUGAGCAGAAGAGGGAGGAGUGCCUCAAAGUGGAGAAUCAGCUUAAAAGGGCUCAAAACGCAACCCUGGAAGCUCAGGCCAACACUGAGCUGGCCGAGCGCAUUAAGAACCUGGAACAGGAUGUGGCUCGCCACAAAGAGGAUUCUGGGAAGGCCCAGGCUGAGGUGGACCGCCUGUUGGAGAUCCUUCGAGAAAUGGAGAAUGAGAAAAAUGACAAGGACAAAAAGAUCAAUGAGCUGGAGAGGCAAAUGAAGGACCAGUCGAAGAAGGUGGCGUCUCUGAAGCACAAGGAGCAGGUGGAGAAGAGCAGGAAUGCUCGACUUGUGGAUGAGGCCAGGAAGAGAGAGGACAACAUGUCUGAGAGCUCCCAGCAGGUGAAGGACACUCUGCGUCAGAAGUCGGAGCGCAUCGAGGAGCUGGAGGAGGCCCUGAGAGAGAGCGUUCAGAUCACUGCAGAGCGAGAGAUGGUGCUGGCACAGGAGGAGGCUGCCAGGUCACUCCAGGAGAAACAGAUGGAGGAGCUGCUGGGUGCCAUGGAGAAAGUGAAGCAAGAGCUGGAGUCCAUGAGGGCCAAGCUUGCCUCCACCCAGCAGUCUCUGGGUGAGAAAGAGGCACACCUCUCAACGCUGCGAGCUGAGCGCAGGAAACACCUGGAGGAGGUGCUGGAGAUGAAGCAGGAGGCGCUGCUGGCUGCAAUCAGCGAGAAGGACGCUAACAUUGCCCUUCUGGAGUUGUCCUCCUCUAAGAAGAAGAAGACCCAGGAUGAGGUGGCUCUGCUGAAAAGGGAGAAGGACAGAUUGGUGCAGCAGCUCAAACAGCAGACUCAGAACAGAAUGAAACUGAUGGCAGACAACUAUGAGGAUGACCAUCUGAAGACUGUUCCUGACCAGACAAAUCACAAACCCUCUCCAGAUCAGAUGAUUCCCCCUCUUCUAGCCCUGUCCCAGAACCGCAGUAAACUCAAGCUCUACAUCGCCCACCUGACAGACCUCUGCCAUGACCGUGACCCCAGCAUCCUCAGCCAGCUCACGCCGCCCUCUCACUACCACCACAGCGACCCCGAAGACUGGGAGGAGGAGCUCCAGAAGAUGAGUGUCGAACAGUUGGAGCGAGAGCUGGAGAUGUGUGAGAAGGAGAGCGGGGAGCUGCAGGAGUACGCCAACUCUGUUCUCCAGCAGAUCGCAGACUACUGCCCCGAUAUCCUGGAGCAGGUUGUCAAUGCCCUGGAGGAGUCGUGCUGACCACUCUGACCUCAGACACAACCCAGCCGACCCCUUGGUUUUAUAUAAUCUGUAGCCGGGGUCCCCUACCUCCACUCAAUGAGGCUCCUGGCAGGAUGAGAGAAAACUUGGGCAUUGUCUCACCCAUCUGAGCUUUUCUUCUUUCCUUACCCUCUUUCACCCUGGAACAAACUUUCACGACUACUUAGUGCUUUCCUGUCUCAAGUGUCUCCCUAUAAAAUCGACUUAGGGAUGUUCACAAAGUCUGUCGAAAUGUUGUCAAAUAUGGCACUUUGAGCAAAUAUCAGAUUACAAACUGCAGUCUCUUUAUUUUAAUGAGCGCUGUGGCAGAUGGUGGGGUCGCAGUGGGCAGAGAAGAACUAAAGUAUACACCUAAUCACAUUAUCAGGCAUGCAACAGCAUACUUGAGGCUCGUGAAAAGUUAACAGCUCACUCGUUAGCAUUUGUGAACUCACCAAAAUUAGAUUUUUGCUUGUAGUUUACUUAGAAAAUAUUACACACCUGUAAGUCUGGGACAGGUGCGUUGGGAGACGGAGGAUACGAGACGAGAAGAAGCAAACUUCCGCACUAAGUCUUGGAGUACACUGCCAACCUUCCUUUCCCUAGACGUCUUAAUUCACAGCAGGAACCGCUAGAUCAAGCACAGUUACCUCACCCCUGAUUCCGCUUGCAUAUCUUUCAAGUAAAAAGGGGUACAUUUAUUCCUCACAUGGGGCAGGAAAGCACUUUUUGUCUUCGAGAACUAGGGAGCUGCUACAUCUAGAGGGAAGCAGAGAGGAGCUCAAUUCAGUGGGUAAAUAAUGGAGUUAUGUCGAUGCUUAUUGUGUAUUGUAGUCGGUGUUCCCUAACUAGUAGGUUGGACUCGCUAGUUAGAAAUACAGCUACCGGUGGCCGAACAUCUGAAGACUUAGGAAAUGCCACAUUUUAACCAAAUAUAAAUGCAGCAUGCUCUCCAAAUGUUUCUACUCCUAGAUCUGUGGAUCUGUAAUUGUUGCGAGGAUUAACAUGUAGGUACGUUUGACUGUCUAGUCUGUGGCUGGGUCACUGGCAUGAGAGGGGGAUUGAGGCCUGACCUUUGACACAGAUCAAAGGUCAGCUUUAAGUUACGCAAUGUUCUCAAAUCACGUGAGAGAGAGAGGAAACUAAAAAAAAUACUUUAAUUCUCAGAGCAACAUUCAGUUUUAGAUGGUUUUGCACACAACGUCCACUUGUUUAUGGGGUAUGCAAUGUUUCUUUUGAGAACGUUCUAGUGGCCUUGGAGCAUGAACAGAGAUCAGUACUGGACCUAAUGCAGGGAUAUUUUUUCCUCUGUUAUAUUGGUGCUAAGGCAUGAUGUAAGAUCCACUGAUCAUUCAGUCUCAUCCAAAGUUUCUGUAGAUGUUACUUAAAGCCCACCUGAUCUUUAGUUUGUCGACUGAAUCACUGAAGAAUACAAGCGAUGCUUCCGUUUCUUGUAUUUUUCAGAUCACUUACAAAUGCAAGUGAUGCCUCCCUUUAUUGUAUUUUUUGAAAUCUUCAGGGCUGAGGUUUUUUAAUUACUAAGUGCAUCUACAUUUACAGGAAACAAGUCACUUUUCAGCAGAUUUUGACUUUUUAGAUCAGUUUGUAAAUAACGUGAUAUUUAACACGUACAGUGACAGAAUAAAGUUAAUUAAGUGGAAGGUAUCGUGCAUUCUUUUAAAAAAAAAAAAUCUGAAAAGUUAAAAGCAGUGCAGUCCAUUUUUGUCUAAUUUUGUCUUCAGGACAAAAUGUGUGUGCGUGUGUGUGUGCGUGUGUGACAGUACUGCCAUAACUCGCGGAAAGUCAUGUUCUAUAGAGAUAUAUAUAUAUAUAUAAAUAAAUAUAUAUAUAUAAAUAUAUUACAUAUAUAAAAAUGUUUACUGUAUGGAUAUGCAUUGAAUGUUUGCACAAAAUCUUAGAGAGCAAGCUGCUCUGAACAAAAUGACCGUCGAGUUAGUGUCUUCAGCAGAAGCUGAGGAAAGAAGUGUCAAAAAAAACCUUUGUGUCAAAAUAAUGUGUGAACUACAAAUGUUUUCAAACCGUGACUGUGUGAUGAGAGAGUACUUUUCUUGCAUUUAUUUCUAAUCAGCAUUUUUUAAAUAUAUUUUCACCAUACGGUGAUGUAAAUGUAUUAUCCUGAGAUUCCAGUGUUGUCUUUUCUUCUGACCUCUUAUGUCAAUGGUUUUUUUUUUUGU
This is a messenger RNA of Anoplopoma fimbria (sablefish), 5838 nucleotides long. RefSeq names its product ELKS/Rab6-interacting/CAST family member 1-like. The record is from RefSeq and is a predicted model, not a curated record. Gene Ontology annotation, biological process: neuromuscular synaptic transmission; regulation of synaptic plasticity; maintenance of presynaptic active zone structure. Gene Ontology annotation, molecular function: structural constituent of presynaptic active zone. The transcript is spliced from 20 exons. Lineage: Eukaryota; Metazoa; Chordata; Actinopteri; Perciformes; Anoplopomatidae. Bases 314 to 3643 code for a protein of 1109 amino acids. Gene Ontology annotation, cellular component: cytoskeleton of presynaptic active zone.